AUGGCAGCAAAGGCAGCAUCAUCAGGAACUACCAUGCCUUGGUCUUGUCAUCUAGUGUACGCAAGAUACUGGCAACAUUAUCACCAAGCAAUGGCUUGGAUGCGGAGCCACCAGAACGCCUAUCGGAAGGCCGUCAAGUCUUAUUUCAGUUCUCCACGGUACUUCACUCUGGGAGAUCUGCCCCAGAGCUUUCAUGCUAAGAAGGGCGGAUCUCCUCAGUCCUUCUGUGACCAUCACUUGGCCUCCCAGGGCUCCCACUGUGGUUAUUCACAUUCUCCAAGGUCUGGGCACCAUCCUCAUGACAGCACCAGCGAAAUCCAUUCUUGGUCCACAGAGGAGGCGACGGAGACUGACUCAGAUGCUGGGGAGCAGGACGACCUGAGCAGCAUGGGGAUCACGGAGGAGCUCCGCCAGUACUUUGCGGAGACGGAGAGGCACAGGGAAGAGCGGCGGCGGCAGCAGCACCUGGACGCGCAGCGUCUGGAAGACUAUGUGGACGCCGACCACGACCUGUAUUACAAGACGGGCCGCUCCAUGGAACCCCCCUCCGAGAGCCCCCGCGAGCGGCGCCAGGCCGAGAUGAAGCGCCUGUACGGGGACAGCGCGGCCAAGAUCCAGGCCAUGGAGGCCGCAGUGCAGCUGAGCUUUAACAAAUACUUUGACCGGAAGCAGCCCAAGUACUGGCCGGUCAUCCCCCUCAAGUUUUGA
This is a messenger RNA of Pipistrellus nathusii (Nathusius's pipistrelle), 708 nucleotides long. Lineage: Eukaryota; Metazoa; Chordata; Mammalia; Chiroptera; Vespertilionidae. The record is from the annotation of a GenBank genome assembly.